Messenger RNA from Vidua chalybeata, 8756 nucleotides. RefSeq names its product ADP ribosylation factor like GTPase 5A (gene ARL5A). The coding region runs from base 119 to 658 and encodes 179 amino acids. Gene Ontology annotation, cellular component: cytoplasm; trans-Golgi network. NCBI's taxonomy places the organism in Eukaryota, Metazoa, Chordata, Aves, Passeriformes, Viduidae. The transcript is spliced from 6 exons. Gene Ontology annotation, biological process: protein localization to Golgi membrane; intracellular protein transport; vesicle-mediated transport. Gene Ontology annotation, molecular function: GTPase activity; GTP binding. The record is from RefSeq and is a predicted model, not a curated record.
UCCCAGCGGCAGCGGCCCCGGCGCGGCCCCAGCCGGCAGUCGGGGCGCUGCGCCGGGCCCUGAGCGCCCGCGGCCCCGCAGAGCCGCGGCCGGCGAGGCCCGGAGCGCCCGGCCGAGGAUGGGGAUCCUCUUCACCAGGAUAUGGAGGCUCUUCAACCACCAGGAGCACAAAGUGAUCAUUGUGGGCCUGGACAAUGCAGGGAAAACGACCAUUCUGUACCAAUUCUCCAUGAACGAGGUGGUUCACACCUCUCCCACCAUCGGGAGCAACGUGGAGGAGAUCGUGGUGAACAACACGCGCUUCCUGAUGUGGGACAUCGGGGGCCAGGAGUCCCUGCGCUCCUCCUGGAACACCUACUACACCAACACCGAGUUUGUGAUAGUUGUGGUGGACAGCACAGACAGAGAGAGAAUUUCUGUGACUAAAGAAGAGCUGUAUAAAAUGUUAGCACACGAGGACCUGAAGAAAGCAGGAUUGCUGAUCUUUGCUAACAAGCAGGAUGUGAAGGAGUGCAUGACAGUAGCUGAGAUCUCCCAGUUCCUGAAGCUGACUUCAAUUAAGGAUCACCAGUGGCACAUUCAGGCCUGCUGUGCUCUCACUGGAGAGGGGCUGUGCCAAGGACUGGAGUGGAUGAUGUCCCGGCUGAAGAUCAGAUGAUUUUUAAUGACCUCUUUGCACGGACAUUGCUGCAGCAGAGCUGUCCCAGUGGCAGAUUGGUGGGCUGGAUGUAUUUAUACUGAACUGAUGGCAACUGUAUUUUCUACAUAGCUGCACACACACACACACACACACACACACACACGGACAGGAACUGGGAGCAGGCACAGGAGCAAAGGAGCACUUGGGGCUCCAGGUUGGUUCGGGUUCCUCGGAGGACGUUCAAAGCUGUGACCAACCUUCUUUUCAAGCUGCCCCUCGGAACAGUCCGGCCUUGGGCGUGGGGAGGAUGGAGCCAGAGGAAGGAGCUUUUAAUUUAGAGUUUUAUGAUCCCAUUGUAGCCCUCUCUAGUGGAAGUUGUUGGCUUCAUUCUUGCAGUAAAUCAGCGAGCGAAUCUCUGGCGUAGGUAUCGACUCUCCGGUGUUUCUGAGGCCGCCGAUGUUACAAAAGCAAAACUCUUCUCCUGUAUGUGUACUGUACAUAUUUGUGUAUAUUUAUACCUCAAUCCUAGGUUAAUUGCAAUCUGCUCAGACCAGUGCAAAGCUGAAUCAGUAUGGUGGCAGUAGUGCUAAUCUGUGACACGGCCACGUCCCCGUGUCCGCACGGCUGUAACGUCAGUCACACCUUGGCUCUCCACAACCUGAUCAACAAACUCUCUCUUCAGCCCAUUGCUUGUUUCCCCACAUGAUUCUUGGAUUAGGGAGGAGGCUGGAAUGGAUUGAGGCACGUGGAUUCAGCUUCGAGUUCCAGGGUUGGCAAACAGAACAAAUUUGCCAAAGAGUUUCAGAUAAAAUGGGUUUUCCUCUUUUAUUGUGGUCGUCACUGGAUUGGGUGAUGCUGCAGGUCCUGUCCACUGCUUUUCUUCUCUGCUGUGCUGGUUGAUUCAGGUCUGGCAGAAACACCUUUGGCUGUCAAAAAGGGAAAAGUAUCUUUUUUCUUAACCAAAGAAGAGGCACAAAAGUAGGUUUGAAAGGGUCACUGGAAUCAUACAAGUCAGACUCUAAUGAAGUGUUUUUCAGAGGAAAAACUCUCUUUGCUACAUAAAAUGUACAGAUAUUAAAAUGUGCAGAUGUAUCAAUACGCAGUGGAGGGGACUGGAUGGGGACAAAGCAGGUGACACUACUUGAAAAGCUCCAGGUGACCCACACGAGUUCCAGGGCAGAACUUCUUGAAAGCAGAACUCCCUUGCACGGUCCCCAGGCAGUGUGAGAACACUAGGAUCACCUUUCCCUGCUGCAGCUCCUGCUGGGAUGGCUGUCCCAGGCAGAAGGGGGUCAGAAUUCCCACUUCAGAGGAUGCAGGCAGUUGGGAAGGCAGUGGCAUGGUUGGAAAUGUCAGGCUCUUCUGUGGGAGAUGCAUUGGGAGUUCAGCAAAAUGAAACAAAACUGUGCUUAAAAUGUUCUUCCCUUUCUCAGCCCCCGUGUCCGGUAAGGAUGGAAAAGGCAUUUUAAAGACAUUCUAAAGCUUAGUUUGAACUUUUUAAGGUGCUUCUCUUUGGUUCUGGGAUAAUCUGGUCAGCUCCUGCCUUCCUGCCCACCUGGCUCCCUGGGAGCAUGGGAAUCCUGGGGAAAGGAGGGGAGGCAAAUCUGUAAGUCUGUAUUUAACAAAGGCAGGGAAAGAAUUUAACUUUUUAAUCUAUUUUUGGUAUCUCCAACGCUCCCUGGCUGGGGGAUCUGCUGUCUUUGUUAAACAUUAAGGUGUACAUGCAUAUAUCUCUAGUGCAUGCACAUAGAUCUUGAUAUUUAACUGGUGUAUUGCAAAAUGUGUCAAUGUUUGAAGAAUUAACAAUUUAAUGCAAAGACUCUCUCAGUUUCUCUGACAGUAUCUACAAGCAAAGAGCUCUGUGCACACUUGCAUAUGAAAUGGAACUGUACAUUUUCUAGUCUAAAAAAAGAAAAAGCAGACUUGCUUCUAAACCCAAGUGUUUGGUUUUUGAGUCUUAUGUCUUCCCUGGGCUGAGUCCACGCAGGCUGGGUGAGCUGGGGGCUGGCUGCUAAGAAAAGGAGUUGUUGCUGUUGGUGGUGGAGCAGUGCUGGGAUUUCUGCUGCUUGGUUGUGCAUUUGCAGGAACUCUGUCAGGUGAUGCAGGUGUGGUGGUUGCUGCAGGUGUGGGUUGUGUUGCAAGCAGGUGCUCUGUGUUUACACAUCACUUAGGCUGGUUUUACUCUUUCCCUCCCCGUGCCACUUCCCUUGCUGCGGCCUCUGAGGUUCACCUUGACUUGGUUUCCCCAGUGACCACAGAGCCCAGCAGGGCCUGGGAGUGACUGCACAGCUCAGGACUGGCUCUCAGACAGGGUUUUCUGUGCCCCGAGGGGUUUAGAAUGCAAACAUUCAAUUGUUUUCUCUGUGUUGGUCAGUGAACGACCCAGGGUUAACUGCAGACAUCUCAUGGGUCGCUGUCAGCUUUCUGUGUGUUUUCUGUUUUUCAGGGCAACUGUAGCCAGAAUUCAGUGGUGGUUGAUGUUUCCUGACACACUGUGGUGUUGUCCAGGGCUUUUGGGGUUUAAAUGCUGAUUUUCAGUUUGUGGGGAUGGUGGGGUUUGUCAGCAGAGGUGACAAUUCCAGACUCACCUGGAGUGGUUGCUGUGAUCAAUUCCAGACUCUGUGAUCAAUUCCAGACUCUUUGAUCAAUUCCAGCCUGUGUGAUCAAUUCCAGACUCACCUGGAGUGGUUGCUGUGAUCAAUUCCAGCCUGUGUGAUCAAUUCCAGACUCACCUGGAGUGGUUGCUGUGAUCAAUUCCAGACUCUGUGAUCAAUUCCAGACUCUCACCUGGAAUAUUUGCUGUGAUGGUGCUUUGAAGUGCACGUGUGUGAACUCAGAAAUGUUUUAUAUUUAGUCACUGAGAAGAGCAGCCAAACUUUUGAUCUCUCGACCCCUUUGUGUUUUGUGCCAGUGCUCCUUGUUGACAGCUUUUUUCUUUUCCCUGCAGGGGAAUUCCCAUUUUUCUCCCAGCUCUGUCCAUAGGAAAUCCAGGGAGCUUUGCAUCAGUGCUGCUCCCACUGGGGAUUGCUGGGCAGGGGUUGCCUUGCCCUGGGUGUGACCUUGGUGUGUGAUGCUGCUGUUUCACCCUCGGGGUUCUGCUGCUGCUUUGGCUUCACCUGAAGCUCAGGCUUUGCCUUUGUUCUCCAUGAAAUUCAUUCUUAGGAAAAAGGAGGGGCCUUAAAAAUGGUUAUUGAAGUAAUGCUGCAAAAUGGCAUUUUAGUAGCCAAAAAAAAAAAAAUUAGUUUUCAAUAAUCUGAUACUUCAAAUGUUUCUUUUGGUUCAGAAGAUCAUCAGUUUGGUAAAUCAUCUCUGGAAUAUGCUGGUUCUGGCAUCUGGGAAUUACACAGGUCUUUAAUUGUGAGGAGAGGUGGAAAAUAAACUUGGGGAAUGUGAACAGCUUCAUUUUUUAAUAUCUUUUCUUUUUGGGAGGCUGAGCAGCUGCUCUGCUGAGCAAUGUGUAGGUGUGUGAUUGGUAAAUGCACCUGACCAGCACCUUCCACAUCUCUGCAGCUCAAGUGCCUAAAUCUAAUUCCAUAAUCAGCUUUAUUUCCCAUUCCCUUACAACAGAGAUACAUAUCUAGAAAAGCCUCCCAGUGUGUGGAAAUGAGUGGGUUUUUCCCUCCCCACACCCAAGUUUUAACAGGAUUUGUGAUAAAUUUGUUACAGUUCUCCCAUCCCUGCCAUUCCAAGCACUUUUCCAUUUAUCAGGCAUCACUGGUUUUGCUUUGGGACAGGAAAUACUGAAUUUGUCCUUGUGUCGGGGGGGUUGGCUGGAAUUCCUGUCGAGGGACUGUUUAAAUAACUCAAUCCAGGAAUCCUUGGCCUUGGGAAGCUCCUGGUGGCAGCGCUUCCUUCCUCGCUGGCUGGUGGAACACGAAGUUUGUCACUGUGGGAUGAAUUAGGUGUGAAAAGUCGUUUUCAGCUAAUUGAGAUGAAUGCGCUGGGCAGCCCUGGGCAGGGCAGGGCUGAUCCCGGCGCACCAAGUGGCGCUGAGGAAGGAAAAUGUCUUUGCACUCGUGUGGUAAUGCAGAUGUGGCCUGGUUAUAAAUCCAGAUGUGACUUGAAUAUAUAUUGUUGUGGUGAAUACAUUAAAUGGCCAAAAAUGAUGAAUUGUAAGGGGCUGCCACUGUAGCUUUUUAUUUAAUGUGUGAGAAUCAGGAGCAGGAAUUCUCUCCUUGCCUUAAGAGGGCCUUACCAGUGAAUUUUUCUAUUGUAGCUUUAUCCACAGUGGAGUCACUUUACCACCCUGAGCCUGUUAAGCCAGGCUUUGGGUAAGGACAGAGCAGGGUGGGGUUUUUAAGCUUUUCCUAUCUGUAAAUGUACAAAACUCGGCUGAGACUGGAGGAAGCCAGAAAAUGCUGCUUUACCUGGAAGGCUGGGAAUCCUUCCUUGGACAUCUUCAGCUCAGCGCUCUCCUUGUCUAACUGGGCAGGGGGCCAAGAAAAGCUGGAUUCUGUGCAGAGGUUAAAAACUCAAACCAGCUCAGCCUGCGGGUAACGAGGUGUGACCGAGCAAUGGGGACAGCCCCGGUGUCACUGUGUCCGUGCCGAGCGUCCCUGGAUGUUUCAGCACCCUCGGUUUUUCUCUCCAACCCUCGGGCCCGGCUCUCCGGAGCUGCCUCGGUGCAAGGCUGGGCUUGGAGCAGCUUUUACCCAGCCGUGCUCGGGUAAAAGCCGGCUCCGGGCAGGCGUUGUGCCCCGGCCGGUGUUUGCAGAGGGGAGGAACAUCGCGAGUGCCCCGCAGCGGGGCCGCCUUUCCUUUGAUCGCUUCUCCUUUGUGCUUCUCCCCCUCCAGACUUUUGUCAUCUUCCUGAAAGAAACGCAGCCAGGACGUGGCCAGCGCCGAGACUGCAGGAAAAUUUCAUUUCAGAAUGUAUAAAAUGAUGGCUUCAGAUGAAUCCCAAGCCUUGGGAGGGCUGGCAGCUCCCAGCUGGAGCACUCCUGUGCCUGCACUCACACAUGGGUAUUAAAGUCAUUUAGCCAAAACCUUUUAUAGAGCUAUUUAUUAUAGUAAAGGAAAACCAGGAUUCUAUUAAGCAACCUUUUUUUCCCCCUGAAAUUUGAUCAGAGCAUUCCUUGAAUUGUUUCUCCUUUGCCACUUUCUGUCUUUCAGAUUCUGGUUUUCAUGCAGCUGAAGGGAACUCUCUCUUAAUUCUUGUUGAAGUGGAGCAAAUACAAAUUUGGGCUGGGGAGCUCUGCACCAUCAUAUUUAUGCAUUUAUGGAUGAUGUCAAUUGCUAAUUCUUUAAAACCUACCAGUAUUUAUGAUUUUAACUUGAAAACACUUGUAAAAAUGUGCCUGUUUGCAUUAAACUUCGUGUGUGGGAGUUGCAGUGAAAGUUUUCAAGGAAAUAAUGUGAUUUCUGACCUGGUUUUUGGGGUUGUUUAGGUGUUUUUGGGGUGAAAUGUGCUGUUCUGCCCAGCCUGUGAUGGGGGGAAUUUGUCUGGGGCAAGUUUGGUGAUAAGUCUGUGCUGGUUGCUGUCAAGACUGGGAGUUAAAAUGAGUGUGAAAUGUUGUUUUCCCGUCAGAAAUGCUGAAUCCCAGGGAUGUGCCCCUCUUCCACACCCACAAAUCACACACAGCUACCUGUGAGCGCUGGGGGGCUGCAGGAAACUCCUUAAGAAGCAAAAGAGAUGGAGCCAAAGUUGAGUUAGGGGAUCAAAUUCCCAGUUUUGUAUUCGUGGGCUGGAUGUGGCACUCAGUGCUCGGGGCUGGCUGCCAAGAGGGGGUCGGGCACAGGUUGGACUCGGUGACCUUGGAGGGUUUUUCCAGCCUUGGUGAUCCCAGGGUUGUGCAAAGGGUGUUCCUGCCCAGCUCUGCAGCCCCACCAGCCUUGGUGGGCAUUUGGGGCUCCUUGGGUCCCUCCAGCUGCAUCCAUGGGCUGAUCCCAUGGAACGACCUCCUUGGGUCCUUCCAGCUGCAUCCAUGGGGUGAUCCCAGGGAACGACCUCCUUGGGUCCUUCCAGCUGCAUCCAUGGGGUGAUCCCAGGGAACGACCUCCUUGGGUCCCUCCAGCUGCAUCCAUGGGCUGAUCCCAUGGAACGACCUCCUUGGGUCCCUCCAGCUGCAUCCAUGGGCUGAUCCCAUGGAACGACCUCCUUGGGUCCCUCCAGCUGCAUCCAUGGGCUGAUCCCAUGGAACGACCUCCUUGGGUCCCUCCAGCUGCAUCCAUGGGGUGAUCCCAUGGAAUGAUCUCCUUAGGUCCUUCCAGCUGCAUCCAGGGGGUGAUCCCAUGGAAUGAUCUCCUUGGGUCCUUCCAGCUGCAUCCAUGGGGUGAUCCCAUGGAACGACCUCCUUGGGUCCUUCCAGCUGCAUCCAUGGGGUGAUCCCAGGGAACGACCUCCUUGGGUCCCUCCAGCUGCAUCCAUGGGCUGAUCCCAUGGAACGACCUCCUUGGGUCCCUCCAGCUGCAUCCAUGGGCUGAUCCCAUGGAACGACCUCCUUGGGUCCCUCCAGCUGCAUCCAUGGGGUGAUCCCAUGGAAUGAUCUCCUUAGGUCCUUCCAGCUGCAUCCAGGGGGUGAUCCCAUGGAACGACCUCCUUGGGUCCCUCCAGCUGCAUCCAUGGGGUGAUCCCAUGGAACGACCUCCUUGGGGUCCCUCCAGCUGCAUCCAUGGGCUGAUCCCAUGGAACGACCUCCUUGGGUCCUUCCAGCUGCAUCCAUGGGCUGAUCCCAUGGAACGACCUCCUUGGGUCCUUCCAGCUGCAUCCAUGGGGUGAUCCCAUGGAACGACCUCCUUGGGUCCCUCCAGCUGCAUCCAUGGGGUGAUCCCAUGGAAUGAUCUCCUUAGGUCCUUCCAGCUGCAUCCAUGGGGUGAUCCCAUGGAACGACCUCCUUGGGUCCCUCCAGCUGCAUCCAUGGGGUGAUCCCAUGGAAUGAUCUCCUUAGGUCCUUCCAGCUGCAUCCAGGGGGUGAUCCCAUGGAAUGAUCUCCUUGGGUCCCUCCAGCUGCAUCCAUGGGGUGAUCCCAUGGAACGACCUCCUUGGGUCCUUCCAGCUGCAUCCAUGGGCUGAUCCCAUGGAAUCACGUCCUUGGGUCCUGCCAGCUGCAUCCAUGGGCUGAUCCCAUGGAAUCACGUCCUUGGGUCCUGCCAGCUGCAUCCAUGGGCUGAUCCCAUGGAAUCACGUCCUUGGGUCCUUCCAGCUGCAUCCAUGGGCUGAUCCCAUGGAAUGACCUCCCUGUAAAUAACGCACAGAGCUGGAGUUCUCAGAGUUCUGAGGAAUAAGGAAUUGCAGCAAACCCCCGUGUUGGGAUGGUGCAGGAGGUGCCAAAAUGCCUUUGCACAUUCCUUAUCCUUCCAUCUCUGCUUUUAGCUGUGCUGGCUGGAGUUGUUUCCUUUGGGACACGCUUUUCCCAGCUGGGUGGGCUCUGGCUGCAGUUCCUCCCUGCCUGCCCAGGGAGGCUGUGGCUGCCCUGGAUCCCUGGAAAUGUCCCAGGCCAGGCUGGACACUGGGGCUUGGAGCAGCCUGGGGCAGUGGGAGGUGUCCCUGCCAUGGCAGGGAGCUGGAAUUAAAUGAUCUUUAAGGUCCCCUCCAACCCAAACCAGUCUGGGAUUCCGUGGCUCUCCUGGGACAUUUUUGUGGCGGGUGAAGGAAUGCUGGGCUGCCUCAAAGCCAGGUCUUUUCCUGCCUGUCCCUCUUAACUCCAUUAUUCCGUGAUUUUGAUAGAACUUCUGAAAACUGACUUCAGUUUUCCUUGGAAUCCAGUUAAAUAUUAGGUGAUUAAAAGAGAAGCCACCGUUCUCACACUUUAUUUUUGUCUGGUUUAGCCCAACUGUGCAUUCCUUAGGCCUUUGUGCCUGGUGUGUGGAACUGUGAAUAGGCUUUUGGACAGAAAAUGUUCCUUUUUGGCUCUUUUUUUUGAGUGUAUAAAAGUUAAGAUUGCUGAGUUCUCCUUCAGUGUUAUUUUUUAAAAAUAAUACAUUUUAAUUUAAUAAUUAAUACUUUCUUGAUGCUAUUACCACUGUUUAAAUUACAGGUUGUGUCGCUCUUCUCCUGUUGCACAGUCUGUAUUGAGUUAUUCUGAAUGUUUUUAUUAUAAUAUGGGGAUGAAAUACAUGUAAAACUACAGAACAGUCAACAAUAUUGACAAUAAAUACAGUUAAUUCUUGUCAUUAA